CUGGAGUGCCUCACCACAAGAGCGGUGGCUGGGACUAAAAUAGCUCUGAUGAGACUCGAAAGAUUGCAUCGAGCUCCCCGAGUCUUGUGAUAGGACUAUACUCCAGUAACACAACCUGUAACCUGACAUGGCUUUAUCAACAACAGACAAAAUCAGCGCGCCAACGAUAGACGGAUUCAUAUCUGAUGUUGUGAACGUUUGACAGGCACAUGCGGAACACGUGCCUGGAACUCGGAGCAUAUAUACAUAUUGAAUUUGCUGAGUAUUAUUAAUUGACCAGCUAGUGAACUGUGGAUACGUGAUUGGUAACGUUCCUUGUUCAAUUAGACAGCCAGAUUGUGUUAUUUAUAUUUAAGUUGCGUAUAUAGCUGACUCUUACCUGAAAGGAAUACGCGCGCACUCUCUUAUGGACAGUGUUUCGGAAUACAUCUUUGAGGUAAUUAAUACAUGCGGUCGGACAUAUGGCAUUGUGGUAGAUUUCUUUAUUAGAGAGAGAGAGCUCUGCUUACCUGGUUGCUGUACUUGCAACCUGUGACCAGCUGGGACGGAUGAUUAACAUUUAACAAAAACCGCCGUGCGUGCUUGGAAUCAAACAAGGUGCACCACUUUGUCCCGCUUCAUUAACGGGAAACGCGGAAAAACCAAAGGGGCGGCAACUAGUUUGAAUAAGCUUGUGCACAGCUUAUUUCUAUAUGUGAUACACACGUGGAAUUCUGGCUUUGCUUUGUGUCGGCUUGAAAAUGGAAACAUUCCCAUAGGUCGUAGGAUUUCGCGUAAAUGAAACAAGUCUUCUGUCUGCUUUUGAAUCUGGAGAAGCGAGGAUAUAUCACACAAAAACAUGUCUCGUUACGACUACAACGUUAAGAUCAUCCUUCUGGGAGACUACGGUGUGGGCAAGAGUACCCUGAUGAAUUAUCUUGGAAAACAAAAGGAGGGUUCUGUCAGAUGCUGCUGUGCGCGAUCUAACAGGAAUGGUUAUGUGGAAAUUGAAGUCAACAGGAAUGAAAAGUGCAUAUUAGCAAGAAUAACAGACACUGGAGGACAAGAGCGUUACCGCAGUUUGACGUCAUCUUACUACCGAGGUGCCCAUGGGUGCAUACUCAUGUAUGACGUCACAAGGGAGGAGACGUUUCAUAAUAUCCAAAAUUGGUCUGCCGACUUGGAGACGUACGGCCCUGCUCAACACGUAUCAGCGAUAAUGGUGGGCAAUAAAUGCAUGUCACCGGAACGGGAAGUGACGCGACAAAGGGGAGAUAAGCACGCCGAACACUUGGAAAUUCCGUACACGGAAAUGGACGUGGCUAAGAACUACAACGUCAUCCGACUGUUUGAGAAGCUCAUAGACAAUAUAAUGGAGGUAGCUUCCAGGAAAAACUCUCUGGCAAUGGAAAUCAAACCCCUGUCACUGAGAAAGGAUUCAAAGGAUUCCCUUGCUCCUGAAAACAGUUGUUGCUCAUGUUGAGUCUUUCCGGAAGUAGGCGUCGCUUCUUGAUGCACUGGAACCAGUUCGUGGUUCUGGAUUUGAACGUCCAUGUUGUAUCGGUGUUGUAUGUUGUUUUUAGAACUGUAAUGAGUGCUGGACGUUAAUACGUCUCAUGUUGUAUACUAGUUUAGAGCUACGUUGGAAUUAUGUCGUAUAUUUGUUAAGUUAUAGAGACUCACGCACGUAUUUCACAGAGCAACCAAUAAGGCACGGAUUCAAUACAAUCGCAGUGCGAGUGGACAGUUUAAGACUGAAUGCACUGAGCUGUGAUCACCCAAAGACUGGUUAUCCCGAUAUAGAAUACAUAAUUGGGAUGUUUGACGAAUAUCCCGUUUCUAUUCAACAGGAUCACAUACACCAGACCAUAUGCGACCAUAUGUGGCCAAAGUGAUAUAGUAUAAACAUGCACAGCAUUAAAUCUGGGUGUCUAA
Molecule: messenger RNA, 1914 nt
Organism: Haliotis rubra (blacklip abalone)
Lineage: Eukaryota; Metazoa; Mollusca; Gastropoda; Lepetellida; Haliotidae
Product: ras-related protein Rab-3A-like
Exons: 3
Coding region: 839-1462 (207 amino acids)
Biological process (GO): protein secretion; protein localization to plasma membrane; regulation of exocytosis
Cellular component (GO): endosome; plasma membrane; synaptic vesicle
Molecular function (GO): GTP binding; GTPase activity
Source: RefSeq, a predicted model, not a curated record